GAACAAUCCAAAAGUAGGAGAAUUUAGAGAAGGGAAGUUGAGACAAAACACCCACAGCGACAGCUGCUGAUCAUUCAUUCCUUUGGAUAGAUGAACAAGUUCACGAUACAGGAUUCUCCAGGAGGAACUAGAUCUGGUGACCUAGAUCUACUGCUACUUCUAGGUUUAGAGUUGGUACUCAUCGAUAAGGUCUUGCAAGCCUGGACCAUAGCCUAAUACAGAUGGUUGGUCAUUACAUUAGGGAGAUGAUUAGCUCAAAUAAACUACUACCAUUUAACAUCUGUUAUAUGGAGGAAAUGGUACUUAGGCGCAAAUGACAAGCCUAGCCAAUAUCUGUGUAAGAAGAUUCAAGAAACAAGUGACAAGCCUGACCUGCAACGCAAGACGAAUGAUGCAACGCGAUCAGCAGCAUUUCUUCUCUGGAUAUGAGUUGCCUCUUGUUGUUGUUAAGGCAAAGCAUCGAAAUCGCAAACAAGGGGAGACGACGAUGGCGUUGGCAUGCUCAUGGAGUUCAGGAGUUGACACUUGACAGAGGAAAGGAUUGGCCUGAGACGCCGAGCGGUCCGCACCAUCGGUGAGCUAUGCAAUCCACGUAGCCUCACUGUCUCUGGCCACCGCAGAGCUAUGAACGCCAGCCCGUGCCUUGAGCUCCCUUCGUUGGCAAACACCUGACCGGAGGAGCUGAGCUCGCUUCGUUGGCAGACGAGGAUCCAAGAUGAGAGAGCAGCCGCGCCUUGAGCUCGAGCGGAGUCCGGGAAUGGCCGUCGCGGGCCGCAGGUGACCACUGCAUCUCCUCCUGAACGGCGGCCGGAACCUAUGCAGCGGACGCCACACCGCACACGCAAUGGUCUUCCGUGACUUUGUUUUGUGUGUGUGUGUGUGUGUGUGCAGAAUGACACUUGUUUAUGGGGGUGUUAUGAAAGCUUGCACUUGGAUUCUUCGUGCUGGGAUGAACGGAUUCACCAGAGAGGGUGGUGGUGGUGGAGCAAGUGAAACGAAGGUACGUAACAUCAAGGCACCAUUACCAUUACAAGAUGUAGAUGGGCGCCAGUGCUCUUUACAUAGAUUCCAAAAUCUUAUAAUGGAAGCAGUCACGUCUCUCAACAACAUUAUACGGUUUAUCUCCAAUCAACAUGAGCAUGGAAAGAAAUUGAAUGAGAUCAUACCUGUCUGGCUCCUUUUGUUUUCCGUUUUUUGCGACCAUGCCUGAGCACUUUUUCAUUAAGAGGAAAUGACUCAUUUUCUUUUCACAGAGAAGUUCUGCUAGGGAAGCCUAGCGGAACAUUUCAAAAACCAUUCAUUGCUAUGGAUAAACUAAUGCCUGCAUGAAACUUUGAAGAUUGUUGGUUCCACAACCUUAUUAGAUACAAUAAUCACAAUUGCGAAGAGUAUGACCACGAGAUGGACAAGAUACGAAACAAAAAAAAUUGUAACAUGAAAGAACAGGUAGCCCUGAUACAUGAACAGAACAAGUAUAGAACAAAACAGUGUCAUAUAAUGGAUGUGUCUUCACUUGCAUGCUUUUUAUACAUUGAUCAUAUAUGUCCCAUUUUUGAAAGAGUAGAACCAUGUCAAAGAAGCAAGACUCUUUGUACAUUCAUCCCCAAAUUUUACCUAUUUAAUUGUUCCUCUUUAUUUCUGGUAGAUCCUUUGCUGGGAAAGGUAGUUCUGAAGCUGUCCCCUCAGCAGUUCCCUAAAUAAAGUUAGGGAAAGAUCCCUAGAUUAUUCCAGAAUAUCUAGGAAAAGGAUUGUUGUAUUGUAUCUUUGCAGUUCUGUAUUGUCUUUGUCUGGCUAGGCAACAGCUUCUUCCAUGCCUUGAAAACAUCUUCGAUGUGCCUUCCAGUAUUUCUAGGCUCGUCUUCGUCUUCAUCCACAGUUGUCCCUGAAAACACAUAGGGUUAAACAAACAAGCUAAAUCCUCCACCUUCUUUCUUUUCAUAAGAUUAUGUCUAUUAAACUAGGUAGAAUUACCAGCUUCCAAAUAGCAGGAACAAACACAGGAACCAAAGAUUGCACAUAGUAAGUACCAAUGUCCACGUCAGAUUUUUGACAGCCACUUGAACCAAACAGAGAGACGUAGGUUCAGACUUCGUUCGGACCGUCAGGAGACCGCACCGAUCGAUGCAAGCAUCAUCACGCCUUUAGCCUCUCAAGGUAAAUCACGCUUUCGUUUCUUUGAUGAAUUUAAAUUCAGCAUGUGUGUGAGUUCGGAGCUUGAAUUUGUUGAACUGCUGCAUGUUCUGGAUGAUUGAGAAAGUCCAUGGCGCACGUGUGUGCCUGCAUGCUGUUCUGUUUCGUCAUGUCACCACUCACCAGUCACAUAAUCUGGUUCUCAAUUCGCAAGCCUUUCACAAUUCAGGGACUCAAUUCAUAUGCCUUUUGGAAUUUGACACCGGAGCUGCAGAUUGUUUCAGAUUUUAUUAGAGGUGUUUUGCUUCUGCAUCAUCUUCCCUUUUUUUUCUUUCAUUUGUCCAGCCAUGUGAAAGGAGGAGUAUACCCCUACUCCUUUUUGCUAAACUCCGCUUGUUUUAACUUCUAGGCAAUUUUGAAGAUUCGAUUUUAGGAAAUCCAAAAGUCAGAUGACUCAAAGAAUUGAGAAUCCAGCUGAUUAUGGAUUCUCGAUUCUGAAUUCUGGGAGUCAUCUGACUUUUGAGUUCCGCAAAAUUGAACCUUCAAAAUCAGCCAUAAGUUGAAACAAACAGGACCUCCAUCGGAUCGAGGCGAGUCCCAGCAUGGCGAGUCGAUGAGGCCAUGAGGGAACGGAUUCGCUGGUCUUGUCUAUUUACUGUAUUAUUAUUAUUUGAACCAGAGAUACCACAUGCAAAACAAAUUCAAAGUUUGUCUAUUUACUCACUAAUGGCAGGACGGCUGAACCAGAUCACACUUACUCUCAGCCAGAACUACAUAAAUGUAAAAGAUUCAAGAGGAAAUAAAUUUUGCAGGUACCGUGUGGCAGUAAUGCUCAUGCUCUGAUGUGAAGGCUACCAUACAUACAUACAAAUGGAUGGUAAAGCCAGUACUGCACAAAAUUACCUGGAACGCAUGCUAUUUGAUGAAAGAGUAAAGCCAAUAAAACUGCCAUUAUCUCUACUGGAAGCCAUCACAAAGAAUUUCUCUGAUGACCACGAGAUAGGCAGAGGUGGGUUUGCAAAGGUUUACAAGGGAAGGACAAGAAAUGGUAUGAUUGCUGUGAAGAAGUUGUAUAAAACACUUGAUAUGCAUGAGCAGAAAUUCAUCCAAGAGGUGCAAUGUCUCAUAAAGGUGCGGCAUAAGAACAUAGUGCGAUUUCUGGGAUAUUGUGCUGACACACAAGGAGAAAUGACAGACUAUGAGGGGAAGUCUGUCUUGGCAGAAGUACGAAACAGGUUGCUCUGCUUUGAGUUUCUACCUAAUGGGAGUCUCUAUGAGCAUAUCACUGAUGCAUCUUGUGGACUCGAAUGGAGAAUGCGCUACCAAUUGAUCAAGGGAAUAUGCGAAGGUUUACACUAUCUUCAUGAGAAUCAUAUUGUCCACUUAGAUCUCAAGCCUGGCAAUAUAUUGCUAGAUAAUAACAUGGUGCCAAAAAUUGCUGAUUUUGGUCUCUCAAGGUGCUUUGAUGAAAACCAAAGCAGGGAUAUUACUUCAAAACUGAUCGGAACACCGGGAUAUGUGGCACCGGAAUUCUACAAUGGGCAGAUCACAUUCAACCUAGACAUGUAUAGUCUUGGUGUUAUAGUUAUGGAAAUUUUGACAGGACAGAAGGGGUAUUCCACGGUCGAUAAAGUACUUGAGAGUUGGAGGAAUAGGUUGGAGAUAGCACAGCAAGAAACAUCUCUACAUCAAGUACGAUUAUGUGUUGAGAUAGGAAUAACGUGCAUGGACGCUAACCCAGAGAAUAGACGUGACACGAAGUAUAUAAUGGAUAAGCUAAAGGAACUGGAAAGCAGUUACGAAUUCAGUGAAGAUGCCUUUUCAUUCAAUGGCUUGGAGAAGGACUCCCAUCGGAAGGAUGGUGCGGCGGCAAACAAAGAGCCUACGACGGUGAAUGGCACAAACAAGAACGGAAUCCACUACUACAUAUCACCAACGCGGCCUCAUGUAGUGAGCACCCACGAGAUUCUUGGAGCGCAUGAGAGACAAAGCCAACAAGCGGACAACAGAUCAAACAAGCAGUAUGAAGACCCCAUCUUGACAAAGCAAAGUGAAAGCACAAUGAAAUCUGUGAUUGGAGGCAGGCUCCGGCACAUGCUGUGCAAGUCAAUGGUGGGGUGGAGCCAGAGCCAUGGAGUGGUUGCUUUAGGAGUUAGGACAGAGGGGGAGGCCAAACAAAUGAUAAGGGAUACGCCCAAUGGAGUCCAAGGGGAGCUUGUGGCGGCAGGGUGGCGGACAUGGCUCACGGCGGCGGCGGAAGAGGUGGUUCAGGGGUGCCAAUCGCCAGGGGCGAACAUGUUUCUUGGGUGGCAGCCUCAAGGGGCGAAGCUACGUUGAGUUACUACGGUGCACAUGCACCAUGGUAAAGUAGAAAAUAUGAAAGCCCAAGGACUCAAAUUUAUAAUAAACCGCAUUGAAUAUUGUAUGUGUUUCUUUGAUGUACACCAUGCUUAUUUGGACUCUGCCAUAGUGCAACA
Panicum virgatum (switchgrass) is the source of this 4607-nucleotide messenger RNA. Its product is annotated as cysteine-rich receptor-like protein kinase 28. Lineage: Eukaryota; Viridiplantae; Streptophyta; Magnoliopsida; Poales; Poaceae. Gene Ontology annotation, molecular function: ATP binding; protein kinase activity. The transcript is spliced from 8 exons. Gene Ontology annotation, biological process: protein phosphorylation. The record is from RefSeq and is a predicted model, not a curated record. The coding region runs from base 3001 to 4467 and encodes 488 amino acids.